Messenger RNA from Lottia gigantea (owl limpet), 2055 nucleotides. RefSeq lists its product as hypothetical. NCBI's taxonomy places the organism in Eukaryota, Metazoa, Mollusca, Gastropoda, Lottiidae. The transcript is spliced from 13 exons. The record is from RefSeq and is a predicted model, not a curated record. Bases 1 to 2055 code for a protein of 684 amino acids.
AUGAACUACAAAAUGAUAUUAAAUAAAUACACUCUUGUUUUGGGGAUAAUUCUGGUUUGCACACAACCAUGUAUAACAGACGUGAAUAUCACCAAGGUUCAUCUGAUUUUUAUGAACCACCUUGAUGUAGGUUUUAAUGGAAUAACGCCUCAGACUGGAUUUGUUAUUAAUGUGAUUAACAAAUAUUUCACCAAAUAUUUUCCUGGUGCUAUAGAAUUAGCCCUUCAAAUGAACUUUCUGGGCUAUAGAGAACGAUUGAUAUAUACUACUCAUCCAUGGUUAGUCAGUCUGUACCUUGACUGUCCACAAAAUCUUACCAUGUCUGGCAUUCAACUGAUGUGUCCAACUGAAGAACAGAGAGAAGGGUUUCUGUAUGCAGCUAAACGUGGAGAUAUAACAUGGCAUGCGGGACCAAUGAACAUGCAAUACGAAGCUCUAGAUACUGCCAUGGUAAAUUUUAGUCUGAAAUUAUCAGAGGAUAUGGAUGCUAGAAUGGAUAUUAAAAGACGGCAUCGGGUUCUCAGUCAAAGAGAUGUUCCUGGAAUGACAAGAGCACUGAUUCCAAUCUUUAACAACCAUGGUAUAGAGGGUGUAACAGUUGGUGUUAAUUCAGUGUCUUCACCACCAGCAGUUCCAAAGAUCUUCAAAUGGGUCUUCCAGAAUUCAAGUGUCAUUGCUAUGUGGCAUCCUGGAGGAUAUCCCAUUAAACCAGGUUCUUUUCCCAGCAUGCCAUUAGGUCUAUCAAGAGAUAACUGUGUAACAUUUGAACAGUUUGAUGAAGCAAUGUGUUUUUCAUUCAGAGGUGACAACCAGGGACCACCAACAUCCAUAGCAGAGGUAUUGAAUUCAUAUGAAAUAGUUAGAGGUCAGUUUCCUGGUGCUAUAGUUGAAGGUUCAGCUUUUGAGAAUUUUGUGGAAGUAGUACAGUCCGUGAAAGAUAAACUACCAGUUGUUGAUCAAGAGAUCGGUGAUACUUGGAUUCAAGGAAUAUCAUCUGAUCCUGGUAAAACAGCCAUGAUGAGAGGAUUUUUCCGAGCCAGAACAGCUUGCUUGACAUCUGCUCCAAAUUUUGAGGACGUUAUCUCUUCUUGGUCAGAACAAAGACAGUUCAUAGAUUUAGCUUUAGAAACAUUGGGAGAUCAUCCUUUAGUACAGGCUGUUGAAGAAGAAUACAAACAACUAGUACCCCAAGCUCCGGAUUUAUCAAAAUAUAAACAGCUAUCCGCCACCACGUUUGACUGUCAAAAUGGUUUCAAAUUUAGUUUUGCUGCUGAUGGAUCGUUAAAUAAAUUACAAGAUAAAGAUGGCAGAAAUUGGGCAUCAAAAUCUCAACCAAUAGGUCAGUUAUUGUAUAAGACCUACAACGAUACAGAUUUUGACAGUUUCCAAAAGCAAUAUGUCCUCAAUCAUUAUUACUGGUUUCAAGUUGGUAAAUGGAAUUUAACUGCAAACUGCCCAACAUGCGAAUCCACAAUCUGGAACACCAAAUUGCAGAAACUGUAUGCUGCAUCCGAUGGCUCCUGUGACGUGGUAGCUCUAUUAGCUAUGGAAGAGGACAGGGCUACUUCAUUUUAUGGUGCUCCACCUAAAAUUUAUGUAAAAUAUUUGUCAUCAUCUAAUACAUUUUUGUCAAUAGAGGUUCAAUUAUUUGGGAAGAAGCCUACCAGAUUAGCUGAAUCUUUGUCACUUUCUUUCCAACCAAUACGACAGGAAGGCUCCAAAUGGUAUCUCCAUAAAUUAGGUCAACUGAUCGACCCUCUUAAUGUAGUCACUAAUGGUAGCCAAAGACUUCAUGCUGUAGAUGAAGGUGUGCAAUAUAAAGACAGUAAUGGGAAGGGUAUGAUGAUUGGUUCUAAAGAUGUAGGAUUGGCAACAGUUCAUCAAACACCAACAGAUGUAUCAGUGUUACCAGUACCACUAACCCCCAUACAGUCUAUAUCAGGAGUAUCUUAUAAUAUAUUUAAUAAUGUUUGGGAUUGUAACUAUAUUUUCUGGUAUCCUUUUCUUAAACAGGACUCUAAUUCUAAAUAUAGAUUCUCUAUUACAUUUUCAUGA